GGCGGCGUUGUCUGUGUCCGGCAUAACCAGAAGAGGCUUCACGUGGAUGGUUACAGGGGCACCACGCAGAGAAUUUUGGUCUCGAUUCAGAUUUUGCUGAAGAAUUAUCCAAGGUGAAACACUGCAAAAAUGAUUCAGCUGACAGCUACCCCUAUAAGUGCACUUGUUGAUGAGCCAGUGCAUAUCCAAGUUACAGGCCUGACUCCCCUUCAGAUGGUCACUCUUCAGGCAUCACUGGAAGAUGAAAUAGGAAGACUAUAUUAUUCUCGAGCAUACUAUAGGGCCAAUGAAGCUGGUGAGGUGGACCUGGAGCAUGCUGCUUCACUUGGAGGUGACUAUACGGGAGUCCAUCCCAUGGGUCUCUUUUGGUCCCUUAAACCUGAAAAGUUAUUAAGUAGACUUAUGAAAAGAGACGUGACUAGACCCUUCCAAGUCCAAUUAAAAGUUUAUGACCUAGAUAGUCUACUAAACAAUAAAGCUGCCAGUGCUCCAAAGGCCAGUCUGACUUUGGAGAGGUGGUAUGUGGCACCUGAUGUCACACGGAUCCAGGUCCGAGAAGGCCGCCUUCGGGGAGCCCUUUUUCUCCCUCCAGGAGAAGGCCGUUUCCCAGGGGUAAUUGAUUUGUUUGGUGGUACUGGUGGACUGCUAGAAUUCCGGGCCAGUCUUCUGGCCAGUCGUGGCUUUAUAUCCUUGGCCUUGGCUUAUUUUCACUAUGAUGACCUGCCCUCCAAACUAGAAGAAACAGAUUUGGAGUAUUUUGAGGAAGCGGCAGACUUUCUCUUGAGACAUCCUAAGGUGCUUGGCCCAGGCGUUGGGGUAGUCUCUGUAUGCAAAGGAGCAGAGAUUGGACUUUCCAUGGCUAUUCACCUAAAACAAGUCACAGCCACUGUACUGAUAAAUGGGCCCAAUUUCAUUCUUGGUGUUCCACAUGUAUAUCGUGGUCAGAUCUAUCAGCCCAUGCCCCACUCUAUACAAUUAUUAUCCUUCACCAGGUUGGGGUUAGUAGAGUUCGGUGGUAUUUAUGAGGAAACUCGAAUUGUGAACAACCAGUAUAUUUCUCCCAUUGAAAAGGCCCAGGGACAUUUUCUCUUCAUUGUGGGAGAAGAAGAUAAAAAUAUCAACAGCAAAGUCUAUGCUAAGGAAGCCACAGAACAGCUGAAGAGAAAUGGGAAGAACAACUGGACUGUGCUAUCUUACCCGGGGGCAGGCCACCUGAUAGAGCCCCCCUAUUCCCCACUGUGUUGUGCCUCAGGGACCCCUGGUGUCUGCUCAGCCGUUCACUGGGGAGGAGAGGUGAUCCCACAUGCAGCUGCACAGGAACAUGCUUGGAAUGAGAUCCAGAAAUUUCUCAGGAAACACCUCAUUCAAGAUGUGACCAGUCAACUCUGAGAAGACUAAGUAUCUCUGAGAAGGAAGUUAUAGCAAGAGAAGGGCAGGAGGACUGAGAAUGAUAAUGUCUUGUCUGUUGAAAAGGAAAAAUGGUUUCCACUUAACCCAAUAUCAUACAUACACUGGAGUCCUAUGUUUAUGGAAAUAAACUCAGGGCUCUACCUGCCUUAAAAUAUUUCAGUUUAUAAUCAUAGCAAUUCUCAAGGGGAAAUAAUUACCAACAGUAAACCACAGAAUCCCCUGGCUUGUAAAACAGACAUGAAUCAAAUCAGAUGCUGACAUUUGUUGAUUUUCUAACACUCAAAUUAAAUAUGCUUAGAUCUCUUAUAUUGGAAAAUAGCUCAUGGUUUCUUCAUUGUUAUUGGAAAACUAGAGCUGGGUAAAAAAUAUAUUAUUUUAAUCAAUAUGGAAGCUGAUAUAGAUGUAAGAUCAUUGAAUCAGUCUGCAACCAAUAAUAAAUCAACCAAAGCUAAUAAAAUUACAUAAAAUUAUUUUUGUAUCUAAACAUGUACAGAAUUUUGGCAUUCUCAGCAAUGGGAGAAAAGCAAUCAGAUUCACAGAAUUGCAACCCGAGGAAGUAGCCAUGUUGAUGGAGAUUGUGUGCCUCUACAUUAAGGGUUGGCAAACAUUUUCAGCUUUGUGGGCCAUAAGGUCUCGUCACUGCUACUAACCAGCCACCUCCCUAUCUGCUUUCUGAUACUCCCUCUGUGUAGUAAAAUCAUCCCAUUUGGUUGAAGAGGAACUAAUAGCCUCUCUCCUUUCUCACUCAGAGAAGUGGUCACAUUUCACAGGCCUGGUCAAUCGGAACACUUCACUCCUUUGACUAUAAUAAUCAUGUAAUUGCAAUGUCUAAUGCCUCCAGUAUGAUGUUAUGUAAUAGUUGUCAUAAUGAAUGUAACUUUCUUGUUUUCUGUUUGGUGAUUUAGGAAGAAUGUCUCUGUGAGGUCUGAUGAUAUUGUUUUGGCUUGAUAUAUAUCCAUUGAUUUAUGUUUUAUGGAAUUCUUUUAAACCAAGAAUGUUUUAGAAUUUUUUCAAGUCCUUUUUCAGCAUCACUAAAAAUGAUUCUACGGGUUUUCUUUGAAGAUC
Messenger RNA from Cynocephalus volans (Philippine flying lemur), 2475 nucleotides. It is a transcript of the gene BAAT, whose product is annotated as bile acid-CoA:amino acid N-acyltransferase. Gene Ontology annotation, biological process: fatty acid metabolic process; acyl-CoA metabolic process. Lineage: Eukaryota; Metazoa; Chordata; Mammalia; Dermoptera; Cynocephalidae. Gene Ontology annotation, molecular function: fatty acyl-CoA hydrolase activity. The coding region runs from base 130 to 1389 and encodes 419 amino acids. The record is from RefSeq and is a predicted model, not a curated record. The transcript has 4 exons. Gene Ontology annotation, cellular component: peroxisome.